UGCUGCUUCUGCAUCUUUCUUUUGCUAAUUUCUUUAUUUUUGCUUUUUAUUAAAAAAAAUUGAAACUUUUUUUAGGACUCCAUAGAAGAUGUGUGGAGGUGCAAUCAUUUCCGAUUUCAUCGCCGUGAAGCGUGGUUGGAAUUUAACAGCCCAGGAUCUUUGGUCUGAACUCGACACAUUCUCCGACCUGUUGGGUCUGGAUUUCAGUAAUGGAAAAGGCUCUUUCAAUCUGUUCAACAACAAGAAGGUCGGUUCCAAAGGCAAACAACUCGACAAAGGGACGAACGAUGUGACUCGGAAGACAUGCCGAGGCAAAGAGAAAGAGGGGAAGACUCAGCGAACUCGGAAGAACAUUUACAGAGGAAUCAGGCAAAGGCCAUGGGGGAAAUGGGCGGCUGAGAUAAGAGAUCCUCGAAAAGGAGUCCGAGUCUGGCUCGGUACCUAUAACACAGCCGAAGAAGCGGCUGGAGCCUACGAUGAAGCCGCCAAGCGCAUACGUGGGGUCAAAGCAAAGCUCAACUUCCCUCAAACUCAGCCUCCUGCUAAGAAAAGGUGUGUCAUGGCUCCUGAGUUGACUCAAGAGAGUUCAGAAACCAAUAGCCCACCUCCCCCACCAACCCCACAACCUUUUAUGGGUUUUGACUAUGGGAAUGGAAGGAGUGAAGGAAUGGAGGGUGAGUUGGAGCUGAAAGAACAGAUAUCGAGCCUGGAAUCGUUCCUGGGACUGGAACCUGAUGAGUCGUCGACUGAGUUAAGUGGAAACGCUGAGCCUGACUCAGUGGACCUUUGGAUGCUUGAUGAUCUCGUGACACAUAAUCAGCAACAGCCUGAGCUCUUUUAUUAGAAUAAAAAA
This is a messenger RNA of Hibiscus syriacus, 853 nucleotides long. RefSeq names its product ethylene-responsive transcription factor RAP2-3-like. The transcript is spliced from 2 exons. The coding region runs from base 89 to 844 and encodes 251 amino acids. NCBI's taxonomy places the organism in Eukaryota, Viridiplantae, Streptophyta, Magnoliopsida, Malvales, Malvaceae. The record is from RefSeq and is a predicted model, not a curated record. Gene Ontology annotation, molecular function: DNA-binding transcription factor activity; DNA binding. Gene Ontology annotation, biological process: regulation of DNA-templated transcription; ethylene-activated signaling pathway.